AUGAAAAUAUAUGGAUAUAUUUUUAGCAUCCUAUUCAUAGUGCCAAAUUUGGUGCUAAAUACAUGGGCCACUGAUCAUUUAGAUACUUGUAAACAGGGUGAAGUAGUGUUAACAAAAUUUUGGGAUAAACUAAACAAUAUUAAACAUGGGGAGAUAUUAUUUAUAAAUAUAAAAAAUUAUUAUUGUCCAGCAUGCAAUAGAUAUAUGGAUACAUGGAAUAAACUUGAAAGAGAUAUUUUAAAUUUUGAAACAAAUGUAUCUAUGUUUGUAUUCGACUGCUCAUGUACUAUAUUUCAUCCAUAUUGUCGAUUAUUUCAAAUAAAAUAUUUUCCUACAUUUCGAUUAUUAUACCCAAUAUAUGAUAAAAUAAAUGAUUCCCCUCAAUACAAAUAUUUACCACCUAAUACAAAAAUCGGAAAUAAAGUAUAUACAGGAAAUUUGCUACUUGCUUAUAAUGACGUUGAAAGAGUAAAUAAAUUAGAAGAAUUCCAAAUUUUAUUACAAACAUAUUUAUGCAAUAAUGUUAAUUUUAAUAACAUAGAUAUAAAAUCAUGUUACUAUGAUAUAUUGCCACCUGGAAUUGAUGACAAUGCAUCUAAUAAUUUUCCAUUCAGCGAAAUUUAUAAUAAUAGCAUUGGAAAUAGUGGUGAAACUGAAGAAGAAAGAGAAAAAACACGGUUACUAGAAAAAUGGAAUAAUAAUAUUAAUAAUAAAGAAUAUAUAAAGCAUGAUAUAAUAAAAGGAUUACUAUUUACAUUAAAAAAAAAUGUUUCACUAAGUGUUGACAUUAAUAAAGAAACUAUAGAACCAUAUAUUAAUAUGCUCCAAAUUGUAGAGCAAAUAUACCCAGAUUUAGCCCCCGCAUUAACCGCCAUUACAAACAAAUUAGAAUCUUUUAAUUAUCCUAUACCCCAUGCAGAAUGGGUUAAGCUAGUAAACAACGAACAUGAUGAUGAGGAAGCAUCUGUCUUCUUUAUUGAUGGAUAUAAUAUUGACGUAGAUAAUAUACAAAGAUUCAAAGUAUGUGAUAAUAAUUCAGUUUUAUGCACAUAUUGGUUAUUGUAUCACAAAAUAUCUAUAUACUGCUUAUUACAUGACAAAGAAGAAUAUAAUUAUUAUCUUGAAUCGAUUACCAAUUAUACAAGAAAUUAUUUAAAUUGUAGAAAUUGUGUUAGUCAUUUUCUUAAAGCUCAGAAAUUUUGUCAUUAUGGUUUUUGCAAUAUUCACUCAGCAGAAUCAUUUGUUAUAUUUUUAUGGAGAAUUCAUAAUUCCGUUACAUUAAGGACUACAUAUGAUCAUAUUAUUUCAGAUAUACGUUUAAACCUUUUAAGCAAAUCAAAACAAAUUAAAUUUUUGCACAAAGAUAUUGCUUUCCCCUCAGAAAAGCAAUGCAACUAUUGUAGAAAUAAUAUAGGAUUUACAAAAGUUACACCAAAUAGAAUAAAUGAAAUGCUAAAUGAUGUUCCAUAUUCUAGUAAAGAUUUCGAUGCAGUUGAUGCUUUUAAUAUUAGAUACAUACUACAAUAUUUGGUUGAUAUAUAUUCAUAG
Molecule: messenger RNA, 1548 nt
Organism: Plasmodium vinckei vinckei
Lineage: Eukaryota; Apicomplexa; Aconoidasida; Haemosporida; Plasmodiidae
Product: conserved Plasmodium protein, unknown function
Exons: 1
Coding region: 1-1548 (515 amino acids)
Biological process (GO): protein folding
Cellular component (GO): Golgi membrane
Molecular function (GO): protein disulfide isomerase activity; flavin-dependent sulfhydryl oxidase activity
Source: RefSeq, a predicted model, not a curated record